CAUCAAACGAAGAAAAAGGUUUCGCCCGAAAUGCAUUUAAUUCCGGUGAAACUCACAGUGGUAACUUGCCGGACCCUCCCCUCUGACUGAAGCGUCUGCCUCUCUCCUCUUAGGCACGUCUCAGGCAGCGGCUCCUCGAUCCACCUCAGCAGCUCGACGCAGCCAUUCCUGCGUUCCUCCUCCUCUUCCUCUCCGCAUCUCCGGUACGAGAUAUCAGUUAGACAAGUCAGCUGAAUAUUUCUAUCAGCUGCUGUUGUAUCAGAAGGUGACAAGGAAGACCUCAUCAUUUCAAUGGCAAAUAGCAGAUAUGAGUACGUGAAAUCAUUUGAAGCCCAUGACGCAUUGUUGCCAUCAACAUGGAUCGUUAUCAGAAUAGAUGGCUGUCAUUUCCAUAGGUUCUCUGAUGUCCAUGAGUUUGAGAAACCUAAUGAUGAGAAUGCCUUGAAGUUGAUGAAUUCAUGUGCCCUUGCAAUGUUCGAACAGUUUCCAGACAUUGUAUUUGCUUAUGGUGUUAGUGAUGAAUACAGUUUCGUGUUGAAGAAGUCAUCUAAGUUUUAUGAAAGGCGAAGCAGCAAAAUUUUGUCACUCAGUGUUUCAUUCUUCUCUUCCACUUAUGUAAUGAAAUGGAAAGACUAUUUCCCAGAGAAGUCAUUGCAGUGCACACCUUAUUUUGAUGGGCGAGUCAUAUGUUAUCCAUCGCAAGAAAUUCUUCGAGAUUAUCUUUCUUGGCGGCAAGUCGAUUGUCAUAUAAACAAUCAAUAUAAUACCUGUUUCUGGAUGCUUGUUGAUUCUGGUAAAAGCAAAAGAGAAGCACAGGAUAUCUUAAAGGGCACUCAAACAUCAGAAAAAAAUGAGCUGCUUUACGAGAAGUUUGGGAUCAACUACAACAUGAUACCUGCUAUUUUCAGGAAAGGAUCUUGCAUUUACAGGGAAAUGGUGGAUGAAAUUGUGAAAUACAACGAAGCGGGCACUCCUAUUAGAAGACCUCGCAAAAAGGUGGUCUUGGAUCACUGUGAUAUCAUUGGACCAGAGUUUUGGAAUGAACACCCAACAAUUCUCUUAGAUAAAUGAGCCCUUGAUUUGUGUGGUGGGAAGUUCUUUUUGCACCGUUAAUAGUUACGGCUGGCAUAAUAUUCCUGAUACUGAGCAAUUUCCCGACACAUUAUGUGACCUUUCCGCUUACGUGUACUUUCUCGUGUUCGUGAUACUUGUCCUUGCGUGCUUGCUAUGUCAGACAUAGUACCAGGCGCUAUGGAAUUCAUGUAUUUCCAUCACAGUAUGCUUCUGCUGUUUAAUGUUUAUUGACUGAGUUCACAAGUUAAUCGUGAUUGUGGUUUUCUCUUAA
Molecule: messenger RNA, 1345 nt
Organism: Nymphaea colorata (pocket water lily)
Lineage: Eukaryota; Viridiplantae; Streptophyta; Magnoliopsida; Nymphaeales; Nymphaeaceae
Product: tRNA(His) guanylyltransferase 2-like
Exons: 8
Coding region: 292-1071 (259 amino acids)
Biological process (GO): tRNA modification
Molecular function (GO): magnesium ion binding; tRNA guanylyltransferase activity
Source: RefSeq, a predicted model, not a curated record